Gryllus bimaculatus (two-spotted cricket) is the source of this 11990-nucleotide messenger RNA. Lineage: Eukaryota; Metazoa; Arthropoda; Insecta; Orthoptera; Gryllidae. The record is from the annotation of a GenBank genome assembly.
AUGCACCGCCCCCGGGGCCCGCGCCGGGCGCCCUCGUCGCCGCCCGCGUCCUGGCCGCCGCCGUCGCCGCCGCCCGCGCUCCUGCUCGCCCUGGCGCUGGGCCUGCUGGCCGCCGCGCUCGCCGACGCCUCCCAUCACGAAGCGGCUGCCGGAAGGGAGAAACGGUCUUCUGCAUUUAACCUAAGAUACUUUGCCAAGGGCAGAACACCCUCUGCGGGAGGAGGAGUAAAAGAAACCAAAGGACAAGCUCCAACCUUCCAAGGAGGAUGUGUUUCUCGACCCAUGAACCCUCCACAUACUACAAUUCAGUGUCAUACUCAUAGUGGAUGCCGCUUAACAUGUUUAAGAGACCAUCUAUUUCCUAAUGGUGAGAAACGACUUAUAGCAAUUUGCAGAAAUCAGAAGUGGGAAGUAGAAGAUACAGAUUGGACCGCAAUUCCAGACUGUGUUCCCGAAUGCCGCCCACCAUGCCAGAAUAAUGGAAUAUGCAUUAAACCUAAUGUAUGCAAUUGCACAGAAAGUUAUGUGGGACCACAGUGUCAGUACAAUCGUCGACCAUGCUUUAAUGAUUCUCCACUUCCUGCAAAUUCUUUUAAAAGGUGUAAUUCAAAAACCUGCACAAUUACAUGUAAUGAAGGGCAUAAAUUUCCUGAUGGGUCACAAAUCACAAAUUUAGUGUGCCGAGAUGGCACAUGGAGUCCAUCUCGCAAAGACUGGUCCUCAGUUCCUGACUGUCAACCUACUUGUCAUCCCAUAUGUCAGAAUGGUGGAAUCUGCUUAUCUUAUAAUAUGUGUCAAUGCCCACAAGACUUCAGAGGACCACAGUGCCAAUAUGCUAAAGAAGCUUGUGAUCCACAAAAACUAAAUUUCAAUGGGCAGUACAAAUGUACAGGAGAUCUUAAUUCACUGACUUGCCAUCUAAAAUGUCCUACUGGACGUUUUAAUGUUGAGCCAGCUAGUGGAUAUAAAUGUGAAUAUGCCACUGGAACAUUUUUGCCAUCACCUAUUCCUCAAUGUAUCUAUGAUUCAGUGUUGGAAGUAAGACGAAAGAUUCCGCCUUCAGGAUCGCAAAUGGUCACUAUUGAGUCAGGAAGGAAGACACUAAAUACUUUCUGGAAUAAUGCAAACUUAUCUGCCAUAAUAAAUAGAAUCCCCAUUGAUGUUGGUGUAUUUCAAACAAUUUUAGAGAGGGCACCAACUCCUGGAACUUGCUAUGUGUGGGGAGAGCAUUACAAAACUUUUGAUGGUAAAGUAAUUAGUUUCCGAAGUGACUGUUCCUACACCUUAGUGCAGGAUGAUAUUGACAGUACAUUUAGCAUUGAUUUGCAACCCCAAAUUAAUGGAUCUCGUCCUAUUAAAGUAUUUGCUCAAGACAAAGCAUAUACUCUUUCAAAGAACGAUAAAGGACUGCCUAUAUUGAAAGUUGGAUCACGAAUCUUUAAUAUUCCUACUCAGCUGCCUGGUGUAGUAGUGAAAUACACUGCCCAUUUUGUUGAAUUUUCUAUAAGCUUAGCUGGAUUCUCACUGAUGUGGGAUACUCAGAAUACAAUAUUCGUUGAAGUUAAGGAACAUCUAUGGAACCGUACUGCUGGUCUGUGUGGGAGAAUUGAUGGUUACCCAGCUAAUGAUUUCCAAAUGAAAGAUGGAGAAAUAGCUUCUCGAAUUGUACCAUUUGCUAAUAGUUGGCAAGUUGAAGAACUUGGAGAGAGUUGUUCAUCAGUUCCUGAGGAAUCCAAUCCAUGUGAUUCACCUUCCGCUAGAGAUGGUACAUCUACUGAGGCAACAGCUUUUUGUGAUAAAUUACUCACAGAUCCUCAUUUUGCUCCUUGUCGAUCAGUUGUUGAUGUUCAACAGUACUAUGAGGCAUGUCGCUGGGAUUUUUGUGCUUGCCAGAGUGGUAGCAAAAGAAACAAUUCACAAGAGUGUGCUUGUAGAUCAAUUGCAAUGUUUGUGAAGCAGUGCAGUAUUCAUAAGGUGGCUGUACUCAAUUGGAGAGAUGCAAUAUCUUGUCCCAUGGACUGCAAUGGAGGUCGCGUAUAUAUGACUUGUAACCCUGAAAACCAACCCACUUGUGGCUCUGGAGAAGAAGCUGAGAAGACUUCUAUUUCAAGAGUGAGAAAUCCAUCUGAAUAUUGUAUUGAAGGUUGCUAUUGUCCCCCAGGGACUGUUUUGCAUGGACAACAGUGCAUUACUCGAGAGCAGUGUCCAUGUCAGUUACGAGGACGAUUCUUUCCACCAGGACAUACUGUACCUAAGGACUGUAACACUUGCACUUGUGAUAAGGGUCGAUGGACGUGCACUCAAACACAGUGCUCGAGCCGUUGCUCUGCCAUAGGAGAUCCCCAUUAUACAACUUUUGAUGGUAGAAGAUUUGACUUUAUGGGGAAGUGUUCAUAUUAUCUGGUGAAAGGUGAAAAUUACAGCAUAGAAGCUGAAAAUGUGGAAUGUUCUGGGGCUCUAUCAAAGGAUAUUAUUGCCGUAGGAAGUUAUAAGCCUACAGGCUCUCCAUCUUGCACAAAAUCUAUAACUAUUAAAGUUGAAGAUAAAAAAAUACAACUGAAACAAAAUCGAGAGGUUUUUGUGAAUGGAGUUCAAGUUACCAGCUUUCCCUUUGAAGUCGCCGGCUCACAAAUUCAUCCUGUAUCUUCUAUCUACAUAAUUGUAAAACUGCCUAAUAAUUUGACUGUUUGGUGGGAUGGUUUAUCCAGCGUGUAUGUUGAUGCCCCUCCAUCCUUACAUGGCAAAACGCGGGGACUCUGUGGCACAAUGAGCAUGAAUCAGAAGGAUGAUUUUCUGACACCUGAGGAAGAUAUUGAGCAAUCUGUAAUAGCUUUUGCCAACAAAUGGAAAACAGAUGAGAAGUGUGAAAAUGAACCAGAAACUGAACAUCCUCAACCAUGUGACAAAAAUCCUCACAAGAAGGAGAGUGCAAAUAAAUAUUGCAAUCGCAUCCGUGAACCUCUUUUUGAACGCUGUCACUGGGUGGUGGAUCCUGAGCCAUUUAUCCAUAACUGCUUGUAUGACAUGUGUUCCUGUGAACAAAAAGUGAGCCAGUGCUUCUGCCCAAUCAUUGCAGCUUAUGCAAAAGAAUGUACUAGGAAGGGAGUUCAUAUUGACUGGAGAGGAAGUGUACGAGAAUGCGGAAUACAUUGCCCAAGAGGCCAAGAAUAUCAGAUCUGUGGUAGCACGUGCACUCGCUCCUGCGGAACCAUUUCUCAAAAUCCUCACUGUGAAAAGCAGUGUGUUGAAGGCUGUAAUUGUCCCGAAGGACAGACUCUCAAGGACGAGUCUGGAGAGUGCAUACCUAUAUCCAAAUGCCCAUGUCAGUACAAAGGAUUAGAAUUUCAACCUGGUCAGAAGGAAGUCCGAUCAUCAUCAAAAGGUCCUCAGCUAUGUACCUGUACCAAUGCCAAUUGGAUCUGUCGACCUGCUUCAUCUGAAGAAAUCAAAUUAUACCCUGAUAUUGGCACAAUGAAGUAUAACUGCAGUGCCCGAAAUAAUGAAGAAUAUACAUCAUGCUUACCUUCAACACCUUUGACUUGCAAAACUAUGCAUAAUAAACAGUUAUCGUCCUCUGCUUUAUGCAAAGGGGGUUGUACUUGUAAAAAGGGAUAUGUAUUGGACACGGAUUCCAAAAAAUGUAUUCGUCCAACUGAAUGUCCUUGUCAUCAUGGUGGAAAAAGUUAUGGUGAAGGAAAUUCAAUUCAAGAAGACUGCAACACAUGUAUCUGCAAAUCUGGCAAAUGGAAGUGCACUGAGAGAGUGUGUGCUGGAGUGUGCUCUGCAUGGGGUGAUUCACAUUACAAAACAUUUGAUGACAGAAUUUUUGAUUUUCAUGGAACUUGUGACUACCUUUUAGCUAAAGGAGCUAUUAGUAAUGAUGAAUCCUUUGAUAUUUCCAUACAGAAUGUGGAAUGUGGAUCUUUGGGAGUCAGUUGCUCAAAAUCAGUAACUAUCAAAGUAGGAAUAGGAAGUCGCCAAGAAUCAAUUGUAUUUACUAGAGAUAAACCUCUUCCUGCUAUUACAGGACUGACGAGAAUUCAGGUACGAAUUGCUGGACUCUUUGUUUUUGCUGAAGUGGCAGAUCUUGGUGUAGUGGUGCAAUGGGAUCAAGGCACACGUGUUUAUGUGAAAGUGGAGCCAAGGUGGAAGAGUAAGAUUAAGGGUCUCUGUGGAAACUACAAUGACGACAUGAUGGAUGACUUCCAAACUCCUUCAGGUGGCUUAGCAGAAGUGUCUGCCACUCUUUUCGGUGAUUCUUGGCGACUUCAACCAUAUUGUCCUGAUUCAGUUGAAAUUGCAGAUACAUGUAUUGAGCAUCCAAAUCGUAAAUUAUGGGCAAUGCAGAAGUGUGGUGUGUUGAAAUCAGCAGUGUUUCAACCUUGCCAUUCUGAAGUGCCUGUAGAACCUUACCUUGAAAGGUGUAUUUUUGACUCUUGUGCUUGUGACAUGGGUGGCGAUUGUGAAUGUCUAUGCACUGCAUUAGCAGCAUAUUCUCAUGAGUGCAGUGCUCAUGGGGUACACAUCCGAUGGCGCUCUCAGAACCUUUGUCCAAUGCAGUGUGAUGAAAAGUGCAGUAGCUAUAGUCCUUGCAUUGAAACAUGUCCAAAAACAACAUGUGAGAAUCAGUUUAUUGUAAAAGGUCUUUCACAACUAUGCAAAGAAGAUACUUGUGUGGAAGGUUGUGAACUAAAACCUUGCCCACCAGGCCAAGUUUAUUACAAUAAAACAGCCCUUGAAUGUGUACCUAUAGCAUCAUGUAAAACAGUAUGUAUCGAAGAAAAUGGCAUAAUUUAUUACGAAGGGGAUCUCAUGGAGCAAGAUGAAUGCCAUUCAUGUUAUUGUUCACGCCACAAGAAAUCCUGUAAAGGUACUCCUUGCACGACACCUCUUCCACAAAUAACAACGAAGACACCCUUAAACCCUCCCAUAGAAUGUGAAAAUGGAUGGACACAUUGGAUUAAUAAUGUCAAAAGAGAUUCAAAGAAAAAUCAAACAGUUGUGACAGAACCUCUUCCAACUCAAAGUGAUCUGAGUAGCAUGACAAAUGGAUCUGCUCACUGCAGACUCAACCAAGUUGAAUUAAUUGAAUGUCGAGUUGUCAGCAGUCUUAAAAGUCAUAAAGAAACCGGUCUGAAUGUUUCAUGUAAUAUCGAUGAAGGUUUGGUUUGUUAUGGAAGUGAAUGUCCUGAUUUUGAGAUACGUUUGUUCUGUAAUUGUGGUCCAAUUACAACACCUACAUAUCCAGCUGAAGUGACUACAUCAAAGAUAGUGUGUGAUCCAAAGAGGCCUAACAAACCACAUGAAGAGAAUUGUCACUUAUUUUAUCAGUGUGUUAAUACACUAGAAGGUUCUAAAUAUGAAGAAAGAAGUUGUGGACCAGACAUGAUGUACAACAAGGACAGACAAGUGUGUGAUCACCCCUCUUCUGUGAUAGCGAAUUGGCCUGAGUGUGCAAGAUCUACCGAGGAGCCUCCGAUAUCAACAACUUUACGACCGGAGUCUCCAGGGACAACGCCGGCCACUGCUCGACCACGAGAAUGCAAGCCUGGUGAUGUUUGGACAUCAUGUGGUAUUCCUUGCAAUCAAGUGUGUUUAUACUAUGAAUAUGUACUCACACGCAGAGGAUUUUGCUCCAGUUCUGAUGACUGUAUACAAGGGUGCUUUCGUGAAGAACUUAGUGGAGGUUGCCCCAAAGGAUAUUAUUGGAAAGAUGAAAAUGAAUGUGUUUCUAUAGCUGAUUGCAUGUGUUACUCACAUUCCGGAGAGCCUGUUAGGCCAGGUGCAAUUAUUCAAGAAUCAGACUGUACAUCAUGUCAGUGUGUAAAUAAUGAAUAUAUAUGUGACUCAUCCCGAUGUAAAGAAACAACAAUUGCUUCAGUGAUUAUUGAAGGAACACCAAGCACUCUCCUUCCACCUGUAAAUGACAGUAGUGUUUUCCUGUCAACUGCAACACCCCCUCUACCAUGCAGAGAUAAUAAAUUAAUCCCUCUGGUUGAAGGAAAGGAAAAACUUCCAGAUGUUGCAUUUUCAGCAAGCAGCUAUGGAUCAGGCAAUGGGCAACAACCACAUUUUGCAAGAAUUCUCAGAAAAUCAAAAAAUGAGAAUGCAUGGUCACCAGCAAAACAAGACACAAAUCAAUUUCUUCAGAUCAAUCUUGGAAGUAUAGAACCUAUAUAUGGUGUGACAGUACAAGGAGGACCAGCUGGUUUUGUGACUAGUUAUACUAUACACUACAGCAAAAAUGGAGAUUUGUAUCAUUUUGUAACAAGAGAUGGUAAAAAUGCACAUGUAUUUCGGGGACCAACAAAUAACACUGAAUCAUUGAAACAAAUCUUCCAUCAACCAGUGGAAGCCCAAUACAUACGUUUUGUGCCUAAGACAUGGAAAAAAAACAUUUCCAUGCGGGUUGAGAUUCAUGGUUGUGAAGAAGAGAUAUCAACCACUGAACCCACAACAUAUACGAUGCCUACUACACUAGAAACUAUUGUUUCUUCAAUAUACAGUACUCCUUCAGUUGAAUGUUUGGAUGAGAUGGGAUUAGAUAAUGGAAUGAUGAAAGAUCAACAAAUCAGUUUAUCCUCAAUAAAAGACAAUGACGCAGUCAAGUAUGGACCCUCUCAGGUGCAUUUAAGUGCAGCAGCAGAUAUUCUCCAAAGAAAAAGUGGUUCUUGGAAACCUCUCUUAAAUGACAAAGACCAGUGGAUACAGUUUGAUUUUCUGGAGCCACGAAACUUAACUGGUUUUAUCACAAAAGGCUCUGAAAAUACUAAUGACUGGGUAGAAGCUUUUAAAAUAUUGUACAGUCAUGAUGGUACAGCAUGGAAUCCUUUUCUUGGAGAAGAAGGCUCUGAAAAAGUAUUUCCUGGGAACUAUGAUGCUGUCUCAACUCAUCAGAAUACUUUUGGACAUGUAUUGCGAACACGAUAUCUACGUCUAUCGCCAUUUAAGUGGCACAAAAACAUUGCAGUCAGAGCAGAAGUUAUUGGAUGUUUUGAACCAUAUCCUACAAACAUACCAUUGCCUCCUGGAGAACCAACUUCUAGAUUAGAUUGCCGUGUGUGUGAGGGAGUACCUUCAGAGAAGAAGCGAGGAGGUGCUUGUUUUCGCUGCCUCCCAGACUUGUGGUGGGAUGGAGAAUCUUGUGUCAAUCGAACACACUGUCCUUGUUUUGUGAACCAUGUUCGUAUCUUUUAUGCUUUGCAGUUGACAUCAAUGCAGUUAUUUUUCAGAUACAAUGUUGGACAGUCAUAUGUGACAGAUGAUUGCAAAGAAUGUGUUUGUAAAUUGAAUGGGCUUCCAGAAUGCAAAAAAAUUCCAAUGGAAUGCGAAUGUGAACCAGAGCAACAACGAGUUCUUACGGCAGUUUGUGGAUGUGCUUGUAAAACAUGUGAUAUAGGAACCCGUCUCUGCCCUACAUCGAAUAUUUGUAUCAAUGAAAGUUUUUGGUGCAAUGGAGUUGAAGAUUGCCCAGAUGAUGAAAGGAACUGCCCAACUACUUCAAUUCCUACUUCUACACCUACUGCUCCUGUAGUGGCAACUCCAUGCCCCCCUGUUACAUGUCCACCUGGAACAAAACCUGUCAAAAUGUCUGCUCUGUCUGAACGUAGAACAAAAGGUCUAAAAGGGGCUGCAAAUUCAGUGAAUAAAAAAGGAAUGAAAGUAAUGAAGAAUUGUUCAGCAAAAGAAUGCCCUCGCUUCUUGAAUAUAAUUCAAGACUCAUACAACUUCAAAUUAUAUUCAGAUUUGAGUGUAGAACUGAACGGUAUUAUUUAUACAUCUCAUGAGACAAAACAUUUAGGAAGGAAAAAUAAACCAUAUGCAGUGUAUCAUGUUGGUCAGUCACUUAUUUUACAAUCUCAGCACUAUGGCUUUUGGGUGAUUUGGGAUAACAACCAAAAUCUAAAAAUUGGUGUGACUGGGAAAUUGUUUGGAGCAGUUGAAGGUUUAUGUGGAACUUUAAAUGGCAACCCCAAUGAUGAUCGCACAACACCUUUAGGAAAAAUUGUGAAGGGUAAUGAUGAAUUUGCCAAAAGUUGGGUUAUACCUGAUGCUCCAGAAUGUGAACCAACUGAAUGCCCUAUUCACUUACAAACUCAAGCUCAAGAAAUAUGUAAUUCAAUAAGGACAAGUUCUCUCAGCCGUUGUAAUUCAGUAUUGGACAUAGAGCGAUUUGUAGCUCGAUGCAUGGAAUUCACAUGCUCUUGUUUGUCAAGUACAAAGGAAAUAGAAAAGAGUGCUCAAACAUGCCGUUGUUCAGCACUUCAAGGUUUGGUGACUUCCUGUCAGUCAAUUGAUGCUGGUAUUGACUUAACAGGAUGGCGAACAGAGCAUGGAUGCAUGGUGCAGUGUCCUCCAUCUUUAGUUUAUCAUGAUUGUUAUCGUCACAAAUGUGAACCAUCCUGUGGUACUCUAAAUGAUGGGGAGUCAUGUGACACUAUAUCUGGAACCUGUUUCUCAGGAUGUUUCUGUCCUGAUGGACUUUUACGUCACAAUGAUAGAUGCAUUUCACCUGAUGAAUGUCGUGAUUGUGUGUGCGACGGAUUUGGUGAUUCACAAUACAUGUCAUUUGAUCGUUCAAAUUUUUCAUUUAAUGGAAAUUGCACCUACGUUGCUUCAAAAGAUAAUAACCAUACAUAUCAGGUCCUGGUGACAAAUCGACAAUGCUUUGAUGAACCUACAUCCACAUGUACUGAGGCUGUGGUAGUGCAGUAUUUGAAUCAUUCAGUAUCUGUGAAAUAUGAAAGAAAAACUGCAAAAAAUCCUCAGUUAAUUACCUCGAUAGAUGGUAAAUUAAUUAAUCGGUUUCCUCACAAAGAAAAACCAUGGCUGUCACUUAGUUAUGUAGAAAACUCUGAAAUUACAAUACUAAUACAUCCAAUUCAACUAGAAGUGACAUAUAUUUAUCACAGUUAUGCUUUCACUGUUCGGCUUCCAUCCACCAAUUUCAAGAAUAAUACAGAAGGAUUGUGUGGCAACUGUAACAAGGAUAAAACAGAUGAUUUCAAAACACCAAAAGGAAUAUUAACCAACAAUACAAAUGAAUUUGGUCUCAGUUGGUUGCAUCCAGUUUUGAAUGAAGAACACUGUCAAGAAGUGACUACUGACAUGGAAUGCAAACCAUUGCCUCCUGAUGAGGACCCCUGCCUUCAACUUUAUGACUCGCCUGUUUUCAAAAAGUGUCACAACAUUUUAGAUCCAGCACCAUAUGUGGUUGCUUGCCAGCAUGAUAUAUGCCAUAGUGUAAAUAGAACUGAUGCUGCAUGUAGAGAUAUGGAAGCCUAUGUGACUGCCUGUGAACGUGUAGGAAUAUGUCUGAACUGGCGAAGCCCAGAUAUUUGCCCUUUCAGUUGUCCUAAAGGGAAGCAGUACCGUUCGUGUCAACCUGGAUGUUCUGGAACAUGUGAAAGCAUUGGUAGUAGCUCGGCUAAUUGUUCUUCUCUAGUGGCAGAUGGAUGUUAUUGCCCAGAAAAUCAGGUACUGCUUGACAACAAAUGUGUGAGUAUAUCAAAGUGUCUUCCUUGUGAUGAUGAUGGUCACUUUGAUGGUGACACAUGGCAACAAGACAAAUGUACUAACUGUACUUGUUUAGGAAGCCGAAAGGAAUGCAACAAAAAAAUAUGCCCUGAUAUUAAGACAAUUUGCAAAGAGGGAAUGAUACCUGUGGAAGAGAAAGUAUCAGAAUUGGAAUGUUGCAAGAAGGUAACUUGUGUUCCAGCACCACCAUCUAAUGAAACGACUUGCCCACCUCCCCAAAUUCCAUCCUGCCGAGAUGAUCAAGAUGCUACAUCAAUUGUUGGAGCAGAUGGCUGCACAAGAAUUGCUUGUGUGUGUAAACCGUGUCAAAAAAACAAAACAAAAGUUUGGCUACCAGAAGAUGAAGGAUUUGAAGGAGGGGAAGUAGAAGAAAGUGUAGAGGAAGUGGAAGAAGAGAAAGAGUUAGGAAUUAGAAUAGAAAUUGAUAAUUCAGGCUGUUGCCCAAAGAAAAUUAGAAAGUGUUAUCCAGAGGACUGCCCUCCACACUCCUGUUCAUAUCCUUUUGUGUCAAGAAAGAAAUCAACAGAUUCAUCCAAAUGUUGUGAAGACCAAGAGUGUGUGCCGCCACCGAAUUCCUGCCUCAUUGAAGACAAAAAUACUGGCGAAAUCAUAGUAAGGAAGGUUGGCUCGGUGUGGCAUGAUGGUCCAUGCACAACAUGUGAAUGUAAAGCAGUUUCUGGAGUGCCAGAGAGUACUUGUAAUAAACAAAUGUGUCCUGCAGCAGAUAUAAAUCCCAACGUUACUGAAAAUUAUGUAAUAGAUAGUAAAGUUACUCCAGGAGAAUGCUGCCCAUCGAUUGAACGCACUGCAUGCAAAAUAAAUGGAACGAUUUUGGAGCCUGGAAAAAAUAUCAAGCAGAUUAAACCAGACCACUGUAUAUCCUACCACUGCAAAAUUAUGGAAAAGGGAGUUAUUGAAAAAGUAUCAGAAAUUGAACGUUGCAACACAAAUUGUAAAUUGGGUUGGAAAUAUGAGAAACCAGAAUCCAAAGCAAGACAGUGUUGUGGAGAAUGCAAACCUAUAAGUUGUGUUCACAAUGGAAACCUCUAUCGUCAAGGUGAAAAAUGGAAGUCAUUAGAUGAUUGUACGGAAUAUUUCUGUUUACUUAUUAAUGGCACAGUACAAAUUGACUCAGUGACUGAAUCGUGUCCUGAGCUGCCAAAAGAAAUGAAAGAAGAUUAUUUAAUUGUUGAGAAGAAAGUUGAAGGUAAAUGCUGUAAAUCUCCUGAAUUUAAGGGUUGCAAGUAUAAAGGUGUUAUUUACAAGGCUGAAGAUACAUGGACAUCAACAGAAAACCCUUGUGCAAAAUAUACUUGUGAACUCUUAUCUAGCGGUCAGCUCAUUAAAAAGGAAUCGAUUGAAACAUGUUCGACAAAUUGCAGUCAAUAUCAAAUAGAAAGUACUUCUGAACUAUGUCCAUCUGAGCUCCAGUUGAGUUCAUGUCCUAAAGAUAAAAUUUACCAGGAUAAAUGCUGCAGAAGAUGUAUGCCCUCUCCAGAACCAUCAAUUAAAGAAUGUCAAUUAAAGGGAAUAACAGCAUCUGAUAGCUUUAUCAUCAAAGAGAAACAUGGCAAGCAUGAGGAAUGUAUAAAUACACUUCAAGAUGGAUUUGCAGAAUGUCAAGGAGCAUGUUAUUCUGAAACAAAAUACAGUUCAGGAUUGGACACGUAUGUUAACUCCUGCAACUGCUGUCAACCAGCUUCACUCACUCCAGUGAAUGUUUCUAUGCAGUGUGCAGAUGGCUAUAAAUAUAACAAAACAAUAAAGGUGCCUUCUGCCUGUAAAUGCCUUGAAUGUAGAGAGAUGCCUGCGGCACCAAGAAAACAGCGACCUGUAUAUUAACAUAACUAAAAAUGAGAAAGCUUUUGCUGUAUAAUGAAUUUCAAAAGAGGAUGUGUACUUCAUUACUUCAAAUAAAGAGUUCAUAAAUAACAGAUACUUUAUUUUCAAAAUCUUCACUGACAUCAAGAGAAAAUACUUUCAAGAUAAUUUGUUCAUUUGGUAAUAAAAGUCAAGUGAUCACAAUAAUGUUUCCAUAAGCAUAAAUUAAAAUGAAAUAAUACUCUACAGUAAUAACAACAACCACAUUUUUUAAGCCAAAUUUUCAGAAGAUGGAACUGUAUCUACAGUCUCUUUUUUCUUUUUAACAACCUCCACAAGGUGUUUAUAUCGCAGCAUACAUUCAUCCUUAGUCUUUCCAGGAACACAUUUGGCAAUUUUUUCCCAUCGAUCCGUGGUUCCCCCUUUAGGAUAUUUAGUGAGAGCGGCUUCUAGAGCUUUCUGUUGUGGUUGACUCCAGCCUGAUGUGUCAUUGACAUUUAGGUUAUCCUCCAUUUUUGAAGCUCGUGUUUUUACUUUACGAGGUUUGUCUUCUUCAUUUUCUGGAGAAACUGGUCCCUCUUCAUUUUGACGAAUCAUUCGGUAGCCAUCUUCUUUCACUUUCUUGGCCAUGU